CAAACAGAUACGCGGUGUUGUGUCAAACAUCAAAAAAUCAAUCAAACUGUCAUCUCCGGGAUUUUAUCGAUUCAAUUUUCUUCAAUAGUUUUCAACUUCAUUUCCCCUCUAUAGAAUUAAAUCCAGUAUGUGUUUUCAUUAAUUUGGCCACAAAAAUUAAGAAGCUUCUGUGUAACACAAAAUCCAAACAGAACAAACAUGGGUUCAAAACAACUACCACCGCCACCACCACAACAAUUCUCAUUGCUACCCAAGAUCAUAAACGGCGGCAUUGCCGGCAUUGUGGGAGUCUCCGUGGUGUUUCCCCUUGACCUUGUGAAGACCCGCCUGCAGAACCAAACCAUUGGGCCAAAUGGGGAGAAGCAAUAUAAGAACAUGUUGGACUGCUUCAAGAAGACGUACGCAGCCGAGGGCUACUUCGGCAUGUACCGCGGGUCCGCCGUGAACAUCAUCCUCAUCACGCCGGAGAAGGCGAUCAAGCUGGCCGCCAACGAUAUGUUCCGACACUAUCUCACCCUGCCUGACGGUUCGCUGCCAAUUCCCCGUCAAAUGAUGGCGGGUGGUCUGGCGGGCGCGUGCCAAAUCGUCAUCACGACUCCCAUGGAGCUGCUCAAGAUCCAGAUGCAGGACGCGGGCCGAGUAGCCGCUCAGGCUAAAGCUGAGGGCAAAACAUUCCAGCGCAUCACGGCGAUGGAGCUUACAAAGAAGCUGAUCAGAGAGCGCGGAAUCUUCGGGCUGUACAAGGGAGUGACGGCCACCGCGGGGCGUGACGUGUCAUUCAGCGUGAUCUACUUCCCGCUGUUCGCCACGCUUAACGACCUGGGCCCGAGAGACCCUGCUGGUACUAUACCUUUCUGGUGGUCAUUCGUGUCUGGCUGCGCGUCCGGCUCGACGGCAGCCCUGAUGGUGAACCCUAUGGACGUAGUCAAGACUCGCAUGCAGACGCUGACCAAGGGCAGCGGCGAGCGCCAGUAUACCUCCAUCUUGGAUUGUAUCACACAAAUGCUGAAGCACGAAGGUCCGACGGCGUUCUUCAAAGGCGGCGCUUGCCGAAUGAUCGUCAUCGCGCCGCUCUUCGGUAUCGCUCAAGCCAUUUACUACGUCGGCAUCGCCGAGAGGUUGCUGGGUAUCCGAUAAACAGGUACGGGUGUUUGAUAUCUCGAGAUAUUGUUAUCGAUAUGCCAAUCGAUUCGAUUAUGAGUUUGAAAUAGUUUGAAAUCUGAUUUGGGAUCGCAUUAUCUUACAGUUAAUCAGACCCGAGUUUCGUGGGUGUGAAGUGCUUAAACUGAUAGCUUCAAUAGUUAUUUACAAUCUAAAAAUAUUUUAUCAGCAGUUAGUUACAUAGUUUAUGGAAAUACAUACUACGUAACUUUUAAAAACUGUUGAAUUUCAAUUCACGAGGAAAAAACGUUUUGUUCGAUAAUUGCUAUUCGUUAAACCUGGAUCUUAGCUUCUCAAACUUUUGCUUCAAAUGUUGGAAACAUUCAAAUGGUUGAAUUGCGCUCACCCCACUAUGGAAACUUCUACGUCUGUUCACGUAUUGAACAUAACGAUUCUCCCAUAUUAUUAUGUCUUGUCUUACAUAUUUGACCACACAGUAUCCUAUCUGGAAUAGGCUACAUACACUAUCAUAGUAUCAAGUUAUCUCUAAAAAAAUCCUUCAACGUGCGAAUUCAUAUCAAUAUCUCGAGUAUCAACACGCUUCUAAACGCGUUGUACAUGUUUCAUCGAUUUGGCUAUCAGAAAACUCGUAUCUACAUUCUUGAGUUUUUGCUCCAUAAAUCACUGUUUUGUCUUUGUUUGAUUUUGCUAACUAACUAAUCAGAUUCUCGAAUAAAUAUCCAAAGAAUGAGCUUGAUCGAUGAAGUGUGUAACGCUCAUAUUAAAGUGAUGUGAAAAAUGUCUGUCUGUAUUGUUGAAAACGCGUCAUAUGACAAUGUGUAUUUGCGGCGCUUAUGUAAACCUACAUAGUAUACUAUACUAUCAGUAAAAUAAAAUUUUAAUAGAAACAUACAGAUAUACAUUCUUGACAUCUUGCAGUCAAGUGCUGGCCACUUAGAACAAAUAAACCUGAUAUUUUUAAUUGUUUUCUACGUCUAUUUUUUAAAGUGCAUUACUUUUACUUUGUGACAAUAAUUUAUUUUAACAGAUUAGAAGCUAAUUUAUAAUUUGUUAAGUAGGCAAUUUUAUUUGAUAACUGUGUUAACCGACGCUAACUCACAACAUGCUGUGCUCAUCAGUGUUACCAGUGAAAAAUAAUAAUCUUAUUCCUUGCGGCAUGCAAGGAGUAAUGAUCAGCCAGUGACAUAAUAUAUUUACUAAUACUAAAAUACUGGCAUCAAAAAGGCAAUAUGAUUUUAAUAAGUUACAAAAUGUAUCAAAACCCUGUUAAAAAUCUGGUUCAGUAUAAAUACUCGUAUAAAUGAAGAAACAUUUAAUUGUUUAAGUUAAAGUUUUGUUCAAUGAUAUGACCUAUCGAAAUAUGAAAAGACAAAAAAAUUGUAAAGCUUUAGUACUCAGAAUGAAA
Messenger RNA from Ostrinia furnacalis (Asian corn borer), 2527 nucleotides. Its product is annotated as mitochondrial glutamate carrier 1. Gene Ontology annotation, molecular function: L-aspartate transmembrane transporter activity; L-glutamate transmembrane transporter activity. The record is from RefSeq and is a predicted model, not a curated record. Bases 199 to 1137 code for a protein of 312 amino acids. Lineage: Eukaryota; Metazoa; Arthropoda; Insecta; Lepidoptera; Crambidae. Gene Ontology annotation, biological process: aspartate transmembrane transport; L-glutamate transmembrane transport; malate-aspartate shuttle. The transcript is spliced from 8 exons.